CCGAAAUCCAGAAAACCGUCGGAGGAGAUUGAAAUCGCGUCUAUCAUAGUAGAACACAUUGAAUACGAACUACUGUUUUCCACUUUGCCGUUCCCUGAACCGGUGGCCGGAGUCGGAAUUUAUCAAAAGAAAGAAAGGAAAUUCAAGGGCGAGAUGGGAAAGAGGAAGAGGGAUUUUUCUUUUAGGCCUUUUUUUAGAAGUGAAAUUACAGCGUUUGGUGGAAUGGAUAGUUUCAGUAGAUUACCUGAUGAACUUGUUUUGCACAUUCUCUCAUUCCUUCCCAUGGAAGAAGUAGUCCGUACCUCAGUAUUGUCAAGAAGGUGGAGAUACCUCUAUGCUUCAAUUUCUAAUGUUGUUCUUGAUUUUCAUGGCGAAACAUACAAUCGGAUUAUUGGUUUGAUGAAUAUUGCGGAUAGACUAUUCUAUUACCGUAACAGAUGCCCCAUAGAUAAGUUUCAACUCAGUUGGCCAGAAUCAAAACAUCUUGACCCUUUGCGCCUUGAGGGUUGGAUAAAGGUUGUAAUCUGCAAUGGUGUUCGAGAGGUUGAUAUAUCGAUUUAUGCAUUUCAUUUGAAAGAGCUGUUGCUUCCAAGUAGUCUGUUUACUUGUGAGACAUUGGUGGUUCUGAAAUUGAACAUUUCCCGCAAGUUUGAUGGCUCUGGUUUAGAACUGCCUGCCAAUGUCCGUCUCCCAUCUCUUAAGUUCCUUCACCUAUCGGAAAUUACCUUUUCGAAUGUUGAUUCUUGGAAUAGGCUAUUCUCUAACUGCCCUGUCCUUGAGGAUUUGUACUUCAGUUUCACUGGUGGUCACUGCAAAUUGAGUGUUUUUCAUCCUAAACUCAAGAGGCUGACCCUAUUGUGUGUUGCCACUGAUUGGCUAUAUGGCGGUAUUGAGAUUGUGAUUACUGCUCCAAGUCUUGUCUACUUGGCAUGCACUGUCAAUGAUGCAGACUCUAUUAUAUUUGUAAAUAUCCAGUGCCUUGUUAAAGCCAAUAUUGAAUUUUCAAGGCUUAUUGGCAACAAGGAGCGUUACACUCGUGUUGCAACUGAUCUGAUGGGAGGGAUAAGCAACAUUCAGACACUUUGGAUAACUGGUUUUACUCUAAGCAUUCUCAAGUUGUUAAGUGUUCCAAUCCCUGUGUUUCAUAAAAUGACUCAUUUGACAAUUUUUUUUGGUGAAUCUUACGUGAAUAAACUACCAUAUCUACUUGAACGUUGUGAAUCUUUAGAAACCCUUGUUCUGCAGAAUAAGUGUUAUUGGGAUCUCGCUGCCUGGAGCUUGCUAGAGGCGUCUAAAAUCAGUUGUUUUUCAUCAUGCCUGAAGACAAUCAAAAUUUUGUCAUUUAAUGGCUACGCAGAUGAAAUGGAAAUCGUGAAGUUUUUUCUCAAUAGUGCAAGAGUUCUAGGGAGCAUGGAAAUUCAUAUUCAUGCAAAUUAUGAAGCACUACCGGAGAUCAUUGAAAGGUUACUGAUGCUACCAAGAGUUUCAAAAGAAUGCAAUGUUACUGUUUUCCAGGCCCAUGCUAUGGUGGAUAAGAGCUCUUUUUGUGCCCAUUGCUUAGAUUGGAAGGUGAGAGAGUCAAGUAGCUGAUCAUGUUGUCAUGGUUUGGGUUAGGUGGAACAUCUCAACAUUGCUCUGUGAGAGCCCGUCAUUGAAUAUCAAAUUUCCUUCGGUAAACUUUUUUUGUUCAUUGCUUGAUUUGGAUUGCAUUCUUACUUUAAACUUAGCCUAUGAAAACCCAAUUGCUUCACAGAGGGUAAAUGAGCCAAUGUGAUUCUUUAUUUUAAUUGAAAAAAAUAAAAAAAUAACACACAC
This is a messenger RNA of Rubroshorea leprosula, 1815 nucleotides long. Lineage: Eukaryota; Viridiplantae; Streptophyta; Magnoliopsida; Malvales; Dipterocarpaceae. The record is from the annotation of a GenBank genome assembly.